AAACAUACAUGACCAUUGCCUAUGAUUUCACGUUAAAAAAACAUGGCCGCCAUUUUUAUUUUCAUCACGACAUUUUACCAGCCACCAUCAGUACAGCGAUUUGCUACCACCACCGGACACUCGACCAGUGCCAAAUUGGUACUACCAAUUGAAGCUCAAGAUCCCAUGGCAAUGACUGCGGACGAUGUAUCGUCUCCAGCCGCGCGGCCGCUAGCCGAGGUGGUUCUCUAUGCCGAGUUUGACCUCACUAAGGGCAGCACACUGCGCGCCAGUUACCCAACCCCGUUCGCGCACUACUCUCCCGAGUUCUUCGCUGACAUCAUGCUGCCCGAGGGGGUGCACAACCGUGAGGAAGAUUUUACGAUUUUCUUUCUCAAUCGCCAGAACGCGCACAAGCACAGUGAUACUGAAGAACAAGAAUCCAAUGAGAGUCAAAAGCAAACUGCAGAUGAGGACCAGGAUCCCCUGCAGAGCUUCAUGUACUGCCUUAGUGUGGUCCGCACCACGCACGAUACAGCGGCCCGCCGCGGCGCCAAAGUGACGGCUGUGGCUUUGUGCUCAACCCACAAGAGCUGCUUCGCUCUAAACGACGUGCUCAAUCUGGCAGUGCUCAAAAUCGUAGGCUCCAAGAGUGAAGAGGAGAGUGAGAACGUGCUAAAGGAGCUCUUCGCCGUGGCUAAUGCCGUCGACAUCUCGGGGGUGCGAGGCUUGUCCAACAUGGAGAGACGACUCAUGAAACGCACUAUUAGCAGUACCGGACGAGCUUCUGCCAAUUGGGAAGACGCUCAGACACUGGAGAAGGCGCUGUUCUUCAGAACUCAAGCAAUGUGGGAAGAUAUUCCGAUCCCGUUGCAGUUCAAGAUCUGCAGUACUGAUGACCAACAUGAUGACGGAACACUGACACAAUUGCUACAGACUUUCGGAGACCAGACAAUGGUCCUGUUUAAUGCUGUGCUGACUGGCCAACGCGUGAUCAUGUUGGGAUAUAACCGUCCGGCUGGGGAAGUGUGCAACUUUGUACUUGCAACGAGUUCGCUGGUUUGUCCACCGCUGUUUGGGCUGAUUCACCGUCAAUACCCGUACGCAAACCUUACGGACUUGGGUUUUCUAUCAACGCCCGGGUACAUUGCUGGUGUGACGAAUCCGAUGUUCAAGACCAAGCGAGAAUGGUGGGAUGUGUUGUGUGAUAUCUCUACAGGUGAAGUGUUCGUGUCAGCGCCAGUUGAAAAAGAGGAUCAUGAUGCAUCGGAUCGUAACUUCGUACUGGAGGUGUUGGAUGGAGUGGCAGCAGGAUACGAUGAGGAGUGGGUACGAUGCAUGUUCGAGGAGUACAUGCUCAAAAACAUCGUGGACAUUGCGCUGGGUGAGGCAAAUUAUCUCAGUCCUGACGCUCUGGCCAAGCGCUCAGCAGUCAACAACAAGCGGAUCACAAAGUGGGCUCGUACUGACAGCUACAAGCGAUUCAUGGACUCUCCGCACCGCAUGCACUUCCACUCGCCGGCGUUCAAUAUAUCCUACUCAGAGAUUUCUUGUGUGUGCUUGCUCUCGUAGUAAGCACAUUUUGUAUACGGAUGAAUAUUUGUGUGCUGACAUGGUUUCCUUAACGUAAUGAGGCUUGUGUUGUGCUGUGUGGAUGUUUACAUAGAGAAAACUGGCGUGGACAUGAAGCGACACAUUCGCAGUCUUCAAGGCGAUAUGGUGGUACUGGAUGAUACGCUCGUGGAGAAAAUCUACUCGGAUUUCGCUACGCUAUUGAACACGGAGCUGGAGUUGCAGGAGUUCCUGAGCUUUUUGCCGGUGCUACGCGGUGGCUUGCAGACUAUUGCGCAGGGCAUCUUCCACCCGUCUAUCAGCGUCAAGCAUAACACGGUGGUGCUACUGAAGCGUCUGGAGCAGUUCCCGUCAACCGUUUCCAGUAUGCAGCGUCUUAACCCUUUUCUGCUCAUGUCGUAUCAGCGGAUCCACGACAUUGUCAACCCAACGAGAGACUAAGAGCACGAAGAGAUGGAAGGGUGGUCAUGACCGAAACAAUACUGUGUUUUAACCUUCUUAUUGCCUUCGUAUGGCCGUAGGUCUAAUGAAGUAAACGGUUUAAGGGGCCAAAAGCUUCGCAAACUCUUCGAAUCCUUCACCAAAAAGCUGGUCACCGCUCAUUGUAUCGCUGAGAUGAGGACUGGUACUGUCAUUAGUGAUGGGUUUGAGGUCUGGUUCGGCUAGUUCACAGAGCUGUUCGAAGAUAAUAUCACCGUGAUCAUAUUCCUCGG
Molecule: messenger RNA, 2264 nt
Organism: Phytophthora nicotianae INRA-310
Lineage: Eukaryota; Oomycota; Peronosporomycetes; Peronosporales; Peronosporaceae
Exons: 3
Coding region: 43-1551 (502 amino acids)
Biological process (GO): actin cortical patch localization
Cellular component (GO): plasma membrane
Source: RefSeq, a predicted model, not a curated record